GUCCUACCACCUCCCCCUCCACGCUAUACCAUCCCUGUCGCUUAUGCGGCGGGGGCUGCGAACGGCAUGGCGGUUCCGGUAAUCGAGACGAAUAACACAAUCUCUCAUCCGGAAGGUGGAUGUCCACUGCAAGUAGGAGAAGGAACUUACACUCUCAAGGAUGACCUUCUGCUGGCUACACCACCUCCCCAUCCAUCUGAAGCACCAAUCAUUAACCCGAACCCGCUUGCGACGGUUCCCUCACCUCCAACUACUGGUGUCAAGGUUACUUUGGUCAGCCUCGAUCCGCGCAAGAAGCCGCCGACUUUCCUGAAGUCGGGCGUCACGGCCCCGCCAUUUGGAGAUGGAAAUGCCGCUCUCGCCGCGCCAGCCGUGCCAGCAAAGGACGCAGGCAAGCGACGAAAGCCCAAGAACAACAUUAUCAAGAGCAGCUCUUCAUUUGUCUCGCGGGUGAUCACGCACGAGACUUCAACAAAGCGCCUCAACGACCGCGACCCGAAUGGCGUCUUUGCCUUUGCCAACAUCAACCGGGCUUUCCAGUGGCUGGACCUUAGCUCUGCGCAGAAGGAGGAGCACCUAACCAAGGUGCUUUUCACGAAGGCACAUAUGCUUUGCCAUGAUAUCAACGAGAUGACCAAGACAUCCUCUCAUUUGGACAUUGUGAUGGGCUCCUCGGCUGGAGACAUUAUUUGGUACGAGCCCAUGUCCCAGAAGUACGCCCGUAUCAACAAGAACGGGGUCAUCAACAACACCCCUGUCACGAACAUCAAGUGGCUGCCUGGUUCCGAGAACCUAUUCCUGGCAUCGCACGCCAAUGGCGUCUUGGUAGUCUAUGAUAAGGAAAAGGAGGAUGCGCUGUUUACUCCCGAACCCGCCAGUCACCUCGAGAGAGACCCUGCCAAAUUGCCUCUGGAGAUUCUGAAGUCGGUCAAUUCGAAGAACCAGAAGACCAACCCGGUUUCUUUGUGGAAGCUCGCGAAUCAGCGAAUCUCGCAUUUCUCGUUCUCGCCGGAUCAGAGACAUUUGGCUGUUGUUUUGGACGACGGUUCCCUUCGUCUUAUGGACUACCUGAAAGAAGAGGUCUUGGACAUCUUCCGCAGUUACUACGGCGGUUUGAUUUGCGUCUGCUGGUCCCCUGAUGGCAAGUACAUAGUAACCGGAGGACAAGAUGAUCUGGUCACUAUCUGGUCCUUCCCCGAACGUAGAAUCGUUGCCAGAUGCCAGGGUCACAACUCCUGGGUUUCCGCAGUUGCCUUUGACCCAUGGCGCUGUGACCAAAAGACCUACCGGUUCGGCAGUGUCGGCGAUGACUGCCGUCUCUUGCUGUGGGAUUUCAGCGUCGGCAUGUUGCACCGACCCCGUGCUCAUCAUCAAGCAUCCACUCGUCAUCGCAGCAGUCUUGUUGUGCCGAGUACGCAGACAUCGAACCGUCAUCGGGCUGAUAGUGGUGCGAAUCGGAUGCGAUCCGACUCGGAUCGAACUGAGAAGUUUGAUGGGGAUCUGGACCCGAUGACCAGUCACCCAGUUGAGCCCCGUGCUCGGACUGCCCUUCUCCCUCCCAUCAUGUCUAAAAUCGUUGGAGAAGAUCCUACCUGCUGGCUCGGGUUCCAGAAAGAUUGCAUUAUGACAUCCUCUCUUGAAGGCCACAUCCGAACCUGGGACCGACCAAACGACAGUGUUGUCAAGCAGGAUCACCGCCUCUGA
Penicillium daleae is the source of this 1704-nucleotide messenger RNA. Its product is annotated as WD40 repeat domain-containing protein. The transcript is spliced from 6 exons. NCBI's taxonomy places the organism in Eukaryota, Fungi, Ascomycota, Eurotiomycetes, Eurotiales, Aspergillaceae. The annotation marks the transcript as partial. Gene Ontology annotation, cellular component: cell division site; cell tip; nucleus. The record is from RefSeq and is a predicted model, not a curated record. Gene Ontology annotation, biological process: carbon catabolite repression of transcription. Gene Ontology annotation, molecular function: protein binding.